ACAAACUGACAAACACCCAUACACCAGGAGAUUCUGUUGUUAACUCAUUUCAGGCACAAUUUUCCUGUAGGGUCAACUCCUCUUAGCUUAUAAAAUGCUCUAGUGCACAGAGUAUUAAAAUUGCCAACUCUCCUUUCAGACUGAAACUUAAUUUUGCUUAUAGCAUGAAAAUUGCCAACUUUCUUUUCAGACUGAAACUUGUUUUGUUUAGGGGUUAGGUGGUCCCAAUCUCAACUCAAAGAGUGGCUUCUUUGUGUACUUGCUCCACAAAACAGUAUCCGUUUCUUCGCAAGUUUGCGUUUUGAUGCUGUUUUGAUUAAUUGUUUAGUUUUGUGUUCAUAUUUGAAGAGAGUUUGAUUAUUUGAGAGAGAGGGGAGAGUAUGUCUGGGAGGUUUGGAUCAAAAUGUUAUGGGAAUUUGAGAUUAACAGUAGUAGUUUUGGUUGGCUUGCUUGUUUUAGCUUCUGUGAUUGCUUCAGCUGAAUCAAGUUUGAAAGAAGAAACUAAAAGACAUGAUGAAAAUGAAGAAGCUGAAGAUAAUCAAGAAACGAAACCAUCUUCUCCAAAAACUCGGUCAGGUUACAGACAUGUUUGGCCUGACAUGGAAAUUGGGUGGAGAAUUGUGGUGGGUAGCAUAAUUGCAUUCCUUGGAGCAGCUUGUGGGAGUGUAGGAGGUGUCGGUGGAGGUGGCAUAUUUGUUCCUAUGCUUGCCUUGAUCAUUGGAUUCGAUGCAAAAUCAUCGACAGCACUCUCAAAAUGUAUGAUCACAGGUACAGCAGUAGCUACAGUUGUCUAUAAUCUGAGGCAAAGGCAUCCAACACUCGAUCAACCUGUCAUCGAUUAUGACCUUGCACUUUUAUUUCAACCAAUGUUGGUGCUUGGAAUCAGUAUUGGAGUUGCUUUCAAUGUGAUUUUCGCCGAUUGGAUGAUCACAGUUUUGCUAAUUAUUCUGUUCUUAGUUAUGUCUACUAAGGCAUUCUUGAGAGGAAUUGAAACCUGGAAAAAGGAAACCAUAUCAAAAAAGGAGGCUGCUAAACGCUUGGAAUUAAAUAGUACUGGAAAUCAAGUAGAAGAAUUCAAAUGCGAACCCGAGUCUUUAAGCAACACAACUCCAAAAGAAACCAAGGAACCUAUAAAAACAAAGUUCUCCGUUCUUGAUAAUAUUUACUGGAAAGAGCUUGGAAUUCUGGUUGCUGUCUGGGUUAUAAUCCUUGCACUGCAGAUUGCUAAGAAUUACACAACAACCUGUUCUACGCUAUUCUGGACCUUAAACAUCUUACAGCUACCAGUAGCUGGUGGAGUUAGUCUAUACGAGGCUGUUAGCUUGUACAAAGGACGGAGAAGGAUUGCGUCGAAGGGAGACGUAGUCACGAACUGGCGAGUAUAUCAGUUGGUUCUUUGUUGUGCUUGUGGUAUAACGGCUGGUGUAGUUGGUGGACUUCUUGGUCUUGGUGGAGGAUUCAUUUUAGGUCCUCUAUUUUUGGAGCUUGGAAUCCCUCCUCAGGUGUCAAGUGCCACAGCCACCUUUGCCAUGACAUUUUCUGCAUCAAUGUCUGUCAUAGAGUAUUACCUGCUAAAACGUUUUCCCAUCCCUUAUGCUCUCUACUUCUUCUCCGUGACGACCAUUGCAGCGUUAGUAGGUCAACAUUUGGUGAACAAGUUGAUAGAUAUAUUAGGCAGAGCAUCUAUAAUCAUCUUCACUCUGUCCUUCACUAUCUUUGUGAGCGCAUUAUCACUAGGUGGAGUAGGCUUGGUGAAAAUGAUUGAAAGGAUUCAGCACAAGGAGUACAUGGGGUUUGAUAAUCUUUGUUCAUAUACUUAAUUGUGUGGGCAACAAGAGGGAACGGACAUAUAAUAUAGGAAAUCUGGAGGACGAUUCUUUCUCAAGGUCACAAAUUGAAGGACUAACACUUAUUAGGAGUGAAGUCUUGAAUUCAAGUCUUACAAGCUGUGACUAGUUUCUUAGUGAAACCAUUCUAAUUUGACUGUAUUUUAUCGACAUUGCUCAAGGGAUUUUUAGUUUACACAUUGAAAUCGAUCCAUUUUUUAAUCAACACCAUCUUUAGAAAUCGAAAUAGUAGAUGGGAAUGUCACU
Messenger RNA from Pistacia vera, 2093 nucleotides. RefSeq names its product sulfite exporter TauE/SafE family protein 3-like. NCBI's taxonomy places the organism in Eukaryota, Viridiplantae, Streptophyta, Magnoliopsida, Sapindales, Anacardiaceae. The transcript is spliced from 11 exons. The record is from RefSeq and is a predicted model, not a curated record. Bases 381 to 1820 code for a protein of 479 amino acids. Gene Ontology annotation, cellular component: membrane; Cul4A-RING E3 ubiquitin ligase complex. Gene Ontology annotation, biological process: protein ubiquitination.